Messenger RNA from Coregonus sp. 'balchen', 5579 nucleotides. The record is from the annotation of a GenBank genome assembly. NCBI's taxonomy places the organism in Eukaryota, Metazoa, Chordata, Actinopteri, Salmoniformes, Salmonidae.
AUCUCAAGCUGUGAAACAGAAAAUGCAUCGUCUUCUUCUGCUCUUGAUGCACAAGGAGAUGGAAGCAAAGUAGGGCCACCAUUACAUAUUUAGUAUGAUGAAUGUCAGUUCAGAUGUACAAUGCAGUUUGCAUUACUGGCUUUGCAUUAUUUAGAUGAAUAAUUGUUCAGGUGGAGCAAAAGUAGAGCUUACAUGCAUAUGAUUCUAUCCAACCACCAUUUUCCGAUUCGUUGGUCAUGCAUGUCAAUGUUAUAAUAUAAAAUAUUCUUCUCAAGUCGUUGUUGUAAAAUAUUGUAGUAAAAUACAAAUAUAUAAAAUACAAAAGUCGAAAUAAAGGUGAAUUAAAUACAUACUCACCACGGCCAUUUUGUAUUUUAUCUGGAUUAGGUGGAGAUGGUGUUCUGGCUGCUCUCCAUGCUGGCCAACCGGGACAGGGAGGAGAUGUCCCGCACUCUGCUGACCAUGUCCAGCUCCCAAGACAGCUGCAUCGCCAUGCGCAAGUCAGGCUGUGUCCCCCUGCUGGUGCAGAUCCUUCACGACGGCCCAGGGGGCGCCGGAGAGGCGGCCGGGAGUACAGGGUGCAGCCGGGAGGCCCGAUCCAGAGCCAGCGCUGCCCUGCACAACAUAGUGUACUCCCAGCCAGACGAGGGCCAAGCCCGGCGGGAGAUGAGGGUGCUGCACGUGCUGGAGCAGAUCCGCUCGCACUGUGACAGCGGCUGGGACUGGAUCGAGAGCCACAUGGGGAGGCCCUCCCCUGGAGGUACUACAACCACAGGUUGGUAGUGGAGGGAAGCAGGAUUAUUUUAGGCGAUUAUUGCCGUCUCUAUAGCACACUGUGGAUUAUACUGUGAAUGUGAAAGUAAUUCCAGCUGUACUUGUCUGUGUUGUAUUCAGACAUCCCUGAGCCAUUGGAGCCCCAGAUCUGCCAGGCCAUGUGUGCUGUCAUGAAGCUCUCCUUUGAGGAGGAGUACCGACGGGCCAUGAAUGAACUAGGUUAGUGAACAACACGUCAAUGGGAAAUAUACUUCCAACAAAGAUGAUAAAGCAUAACCUUACUGACAAAUAUGAUAUGUAAAUGAAUUGAUUGUUCAGUUUGUGAUAUGCAUGGCUGGUGUGUCUCUGUUUAGGGGGGCUGCAGGUAGUUGCAGAGCUAAUGCACUUGGACCAGGAGCUGUACGGAAUGAAGAACGAUCCCAUCAAUAUGGCACUUCGACGCUACGCGGGCAUGGCGCUGACAAACCUCACUUUCGGAGAUGUCGUCAACAAGGUAAGGUAUCAUGAGAAAAGCAUUGAAAAAACUGAGAGGGAUACAUAUUUAUCUGAAACUCUCUUUUACACAGGCCACUCUCUGCACAAAGAAAAGCUGCCUGCAGGCCAUUGUCGCCCAACUUGCAUCUGAUAGUGAGGAACUACAUCAGGUACAACAUUGUUACUACUAUCCUAACUACUUGAAUAUAUUAUUUCUGUCAACAUUUCAGGACCACGAGACGUUACUCUUUUCAGUUUCAGUGAUUUAAAUCAAUGUUUCCAGUACCACAUGGCUAAAGAGGUUAUGUCUAUUUUUCCCUCACAGGUAGUGUCGAGUAUUCUGAGAAAUCUGUCAUGGCGUGCAGACAUCAACAGCAAGAGGGUCCUUAGAGAUAUAGGGAGUGUAACAGGACUGAUAACAUGUGCUCUUCAAGCCACAAAGGUAAGAUCACACUGAGAUUAUGUAUUUGAUGCAUGCUGCCAAUUGUAACCAAAGCAAUAAUCAAUGGAAACAAUGGCAAAAUAUCUGUAAAAUUCUCAUCUCUAAUGCAAUGUAAAUGCAAAAUCCCAUUUUAGGAAUCCACCUUGAAGAGCCUCCUCAGUGCUCUGUGGAACCUGUCAGCACACAGUCCUGAGAACAAGGUGGCCAUUUGCUCAGUAGAUGGGGCUCUGGGCUUCUUGGUCAGCACCCUCACCUACAGAUGUCAGACCAACUCACUGGCAAUCAUCGAGAGUGGAGGUGGCAUCCUGCGCAAUGUUUCCAGUCUUGUGGCCACACGGGAUGAUUACAGGUACUGUAUUUACUUGAAUUGAAUUCUACUGUAUAUCAGCGCAAAUGUUCAAUAAUUAUUGCCAUAAAUAUCCACUAAAUACAUUCUAACAUGCUUGAAUACUAAGUAUUUUUUCCCUUCUUUCAAUUCAGGCAAAUCCUCAGGGACCACAACUGCCUCCAAACGCUGCUUCAGCACCUGCGCUCUCACAGCCUGACCAUUGUGAGCAACGCUUGUGGGACCCUCUGGAACCUCUCUGCACGCAGUCCCAAGGACCAGGAGCUGCUGUGGGACCUGGGAGCAGUCAGCAUGCUGCGCAACCUCAUCCACUCCAAGCACAAAAUGAUAGCCAUGGGAAGUGCCGCAGCGCUACGGAACCUGCUCACGAACCGGCCCCUCAAGUAUAAGGAUGCUGCAGUCAUAUCCCCUGGUUCCUGCAUGCCCUCGCUCUACAUGAGGAAGCAGAAAGCACUGGAGGCUGAGCUAGAUGCAAAGCACCUGGCUGAAACAUUUGAUUCCAUUGAAAAACACAGCAGCCCCAAGCAUCCAAGCAUUAACAAGCCGCUGCGGCAUAUCGAGAGCCUGGCAAAGGAUUAUGCAUCUGACUCAGGCUGCUUUGACGACGAUGAGGCCCCUAAUGUCUCCAGUAGUCUGGACACAGGGAGUUUCUCCAUGCUCUCCAUGUUCCUGACCAAUUCCAACUUCCUUCAAAACCAGCCUCGCAAGAAGGACAGUGAACCGGAGAGAGAUAUGGAGCCACCACAGACAGAGGAUAAGAGGCCAGCGCCUCCAGAAGACGAGGUGUCUGUUGCAGCAGAACAAUUAGCAAAAAAGAUCACCAACACCGUGGCCAAGAUUGAUAAGCUUGUGGAGGACAUUACCAUGCAUACAUCUUCGGAGGACAGCUUCAGCCUUAGCUCAGAGGACCAUUUCGCAGACUGGCCCUAUGGAUCAGAUGAACUCCAUGAGGCCCGGGCCAAGUCAUGCUCCCCCUGCCGGCUCUCUGAUACCAGCAGCUUUGCACACAGAGAACGUCUAAACAGAGCCCAUGCUCUCUUACAUCUCAAAACCACCCAUGCAAGUUUGUCCACUGACAGUCUCAACAGUGGCAGUACCAGUGAUGGCUAUUGUGGUAGCAAGGACCAGAUUAGGCCCUCAGCAAGAUCAGCAACAUCUCAAAGACGGCCUAACAAGCUUGAUCUUAAGGUGGCCCAUCAAGAAUAUCUUAACAUCAGAGCUCAUGUCCUCAAUGAGACAAGUCAGAUCGAUGUGCCAGAGAGAGAUUCUGUGGACAACAAAGAAGUUAAAUUGCCUGAACUAAAUAGCACAGAAACAGAGAAGAGCCAAGAGCUGCCCCCGCAAACACCAGCUAGUGCAUCAACUAAACUCUCUUCUGAUGUCAGCAUGACUUCCAUUAAGUUGUCCCCUUCCUACCAACAUGUCCCUCUAAUUCAAAGUGUCACCAAGUUUGGUGUUGCAAAGAGUGCCAUCAAUGUGCAGGCAGCUCAAGCAAUGAGGAGACAAGCCUGGGUCCCAACUGUGAUGACUGGAGUGAGUUUAGGCAAGUUUUCUCCAAUGAGCUCUGCUAGAAGUCCAACCAUUGGACCAAUGGAGACACUGCAGAAGUAUUCAGUGGAGAACACACCAAUCUGUUUCUCCCGUUGCAGUUCUCUGUCCUCCCUCUCCUCUGGUGAUGGAGCUCUUGACGGACAGAGUCAAAGUGAAAAUGAGUUGGAGAGUGACUCAUCACUUGAGAUCAUUGAAAUGGAAGAUGGGGAUCUGGUAAAGAGGGAGGAGGAGAAUGAGACCCUGGAGGAUCUAAGUGAUAGCCAACUGCUAGUCACUGAUUCAAAAACCUGUUUGAGCAUUGGGUCUGAUCCUAUUGAAAUUCCCUGCCCCACCAAACGUGAAAAGGUGUUCCUCAGGGGUGUAUCACCAGGAAUACUUGAGGACAGAUCACCUUCAAGUUCGUCAGAGAACUACAUCCAUGAGACCCCACUUGUGAUGAGCCGUUGUAGCUCGGUCAGCUCACUGGGUAGCUUUGAGUCUCACUCAAUUGCCAGCUCCAUACUUAGUGAUCCAUGCAGCGGAAUGAUCAGUGGAACCAUAAGUCCAAGUGAUCUUCCUGACAGUCCAGGGCAAACCAUGCCCCCCAGUCGAAGCAAAACCCCAUGCUUUGCUGAAUCAAAUGGACCAGAAACCCAAAAUGCUGGGACAGCAGGGCAGUGGGAAAGCAGCUUGCGCAAGUUCAUGGAAAUUGCAGACUUUAAGGAAAGGUUCAACCUGCCUCCAGAUUUGGACACCAUGAUCUACUUUACAGUGGAAAAGCCCACAGAGAACUUUUCAUGCGCCUCUAGCUUGAGUGCUCUACCUCUCCACGAGCACUACAUUCAGAAGGAUGUGGAACUGAAAUUGACCCCCUUACUCCAGCAAAAGGACAACAAUCCAACAUUCCCACAGGCUCAUGGAGAGAGAGAUGACAAUGAGCAUCGUUCCUUUAUGGACCAAGGGGAAAGAUAUAGCGAGGGCAAUUCAGAUGAUGAUAUAGAAAUUCUCAAAGAAUGCAUCAAUUCAGCAAUGCCCUCCAAGUUCAGGAAAGUAAGGCCCUCCCUGAUCUCCACCUUACCUACCCAUGUUCUAAACUCCCAAACCAGAAAAGCUAUACCUGUUUAUAUGAUGGUUCCUAACAAUGCCAAUCAAAUGUGCUCAGGGAGAAGGAUUGUGAUGCAACAAAAGGACUUAUAUCUUGAUGAUUCAUCAUACACUGAUUCUGCUGAGGGCACCCCUGUCAACUUUUCCAGCACAACAUCGUUAAGUGAUGAAACACUUCAGUACCCAGUGAGGGACAAGGGGGCAAAGGAUUGGAGGGUUAGAAAUAUGAACAAACAGGAAUGUUUGGAUCAAGAGGCAAAGAGAAUUGAAGACCUUCGGGUUUUCUCGCACUUCCACAAGCCCACUAAAAUGACCAGUCAGCCUGACAUACCAGUCAAUCAAAUGAGCAGGUCAAUCAAACAUGUAAUAUCCACUCAAAAAGUACUGAUGCAGAGCAAAGAGGUGGCUGAUAGAGUGGCUAAUCAGAGAAACCUUGAUCAAUCACCCAAUCAACAAAGACAAAAGCAGGGACAGGUCCUGACAAGGAAACUGGAUCUACCUAUCAUAAAGCCAAACAUAGAAGGGAACCAAAAUCAGAGAGCACUAGAGGGGAAUAAGGCAUUUCAGUCCAUGUGCCAUCCAACACCUACAGAUGAAGCCAUUUGCUGCUUCUAUGAUGACCAGACAGACAAAGAGGAGGGAGUGAUGAAAAGGACAGGGAGAAAACAGAUGAGAGAGUCCAGCAGAAACACUCUCUCCCGAAGUAUGACUAAUAUUGGUCGGAUUGACAAUUACCAGACAAGACCCAAAGGCUUUAAUAGGAUCAAGCACAAACUAAUCAUGGAGGAAACACCCCCAUGUUACUCUCUUAGUUCAUCUCUUAGCUCUUUGAGUGAUGCAGAAUUUGAGGAACACCAAUCAAAAUCCAAGCAAGUAUGGGUGAAAAAACAAACACAACAAGAUAUCUAA